AUGCGGUGGUACUCCACCCCUGUGCCUGAAGGCUACGUAGCUCUGAACACAAUAGCUGAUAACCCGGGCGCAACGCAUUCGAUCAAGAGACUGGGGCGUGGCAUUGGGUCUGGUUUGGGCAAGACAUCUGGCAAAGGGCACAAGGGCCAAAACUCCCGGUCAGGGGGUGGCGUGAAGCCCGGCUUCGAGGGCGGGCAGACGCCUCAGCGCCUGCGCAUCCCCAAGCGCGGCUUCCACAACCCCUUCAAGCGCACAUACAACCCCCUCAACCUGACCACCCUGCGCCAGUGGAUCGAGGAGGGGCGCCUGGACGCCAGCCGCGUCAUCACGAUGCGGGAGCUGCGCGCUUCCAACGCUGUGGGGCACCAGCUGCAGGAUGGCGUGAAGCUGCUGGCUCGCGGGGCCAAGUCCUGGAACAUCCCGGUGAGCCAAGCCUCGGCCAUCGCGAGGCAGGCGAUUGAGGCGGCGGGAGGGAGCGUGACCACGGUGUACUACAAUGCGCUGGGACUCAGGGCCCUCACCCAGCCCGAGUGGUUUGCGAAGAAGGGGCGCUUGCUGCCACGACCGGCGCGGCCACCGCCCCGCCUGGAAGCCAAGUUUGAGCGAAAGGGCGCGCUGCCGCCGCUGCGCGAUCUUGCGGCCGGGCUGGAGCAGGCUGCGACAGCCUGA
Molecule: messenger RNA, 669 nt
Organism: Auxenochlorella protothecoides
Lineage: Eukaryota; Viridiplantae; Chlorophyta; Trebouxiophyceae; Chlorellales; Chlorellaceae
Product: 50S ribosomal protein L15
Exons: 4
Coding region: 1-669 (222 amino acids)
Biological process (GO): translation
Cellular component (GO): mitochondrial large ribosomal subunit
Molecular function (GO): structural constituent of ribosome
Source: RefSeq, a predicted model, not a curated record